Messenger RNA from Amblyraja radiata (thorny skate), 3269 nucleotides. It is a transcript of the gene vldlr, whose product is annotated as very low density lipoprotein receptor. Gene Ontology annotation, biological process: receptor-mediated endocytosis. The transcript is spliced from 19 exons. Lineage: Eukaryota; Metazoa; Chordata; Chondrichthyes; Rajiformes; Rajidae. Gene Ontology annotation, molecular function: protein binding; calcium ion binding; hormone binding. Bases 236 to 2860 code for a protein of 874 amino acids. Gene Ontology annotation, cellular component: plasma membrane; apical plasma membrane; signaling receptor complex. The record is from RefSeq and is a predicted model, not a curated record.
GAUUAGGAGGCACACACCGACCAACCAGUUGUUUCAGAGAGCAGAGGGAAUGCAUUCGGGCUGAUAAAAGAGCACGUCCCUGCGUCAUUCUGGCGUGUCCGUCUAUCUUCGGUUUGCUGAGAGCGAGAGAGAGCGAGAGCGAGCAGGGGCAGAGGGAAAAAAAAAAGCCCACCUAAUAUUUUCCCCUUACGAUACGAGAACAAGGAUUAGCUUUCGCCAGCGGGAAGGCGGCGAGAUGAGUCCUAUCCGUGUGAUCCUGUUGCUGCUAGCAGCAUGUUUCUAUCGUGGCAGACAUGUAAAUGGCUCUAGAGUAUCUUGUGAGGCGUCGCAAUUUCAGUGCAGAAAUGGCCGUUGCAUCCCAACUUUGUGGAAAUGUGAUGGUGAUGAUGAUUGUUCUGAUGGAAGUGAUGAAAGUUCCUGUGCUCAAAAAACAUGUGGUGAUACUGACUUUACUUGCCAUGAUGGUCAUUGUGUGCCUGGAAGGUGGCAAUGUGAUGGAGAUGCUGACUGUGAAGAUGCUUCAGACGAAAGCCCAGAAGUUUGUCACAUGAAAACCUGCCGUGUCAAUGAAGUCAGCUGCAGCCCUGCAUCAACUCAGUGCAUCCCUGUGACCUGGAGAUGUGAUGGUGAACGUGACUGUGAUAAUGGUGAAGAUGAGGAAAACUGUGGCGCUCUGACUUGCAGUGUCCAGGAAUUUACUUGCUCCAGUGGUCGAUGCAUUUCCAAGACGUUUGUGUGCAAUGGUGAAGAUGACUGUGGUGAUGGAAGUGAUGAAAGGGAUUGUGCUCCACCUACAUGUGGCUCGCACGAGUUUCAGUGCAAUAGUUCCGAAUGUAUCCCCUUCCAGUGGGUUUGUGACAGUGAUGUUGACUGUGCUGAUCACUCUGAUGAAUCGACAGAACGCUGCGGCCGUACUCUUCCUCCCCUCGUGAAAUGCUCCGCUGCCGAAAUCCAGUGUGACUCUGGUGAAUGCAUUCACCGCAGGUGGUACUGUGAUGGUGAUGCUGACUGCAGGGAUGGAAGCGAUGAAACCAACUGUCCUCCUCACACUUGCAGACCAGACAACUUCAGAUGUGGUGAUGGCAACUGUAUCCACGGAAGCAGACAAUGUAAUGGGUUCAGAGACUGUCCUGAUGGCACUGAUGAGCUUAACUGCAGGAAUGUUUCAGAUUGUACAGGCCCCACCAAUUUCAAGUGCCACAGUGGAGAAUGCAUUGACAUGAUUCAAGUGUGUAAUCAACAGCAGAAUUGCAUAGACUGGAGUGAUGAACCCCUGAAAGAAUGUGGUUUGAAUGAAUGCUUGGUGAACAACGGUGGCUGCUCUCAUAUCUGUAGAGAUCUUGUAAUUCACUAUGAAUGCGAUUGCCCUCCUGGCUUCAUGUUGGUCGACCAAAAAACAUGUGGUGAUGUUGAUGAAUGCCAGAACCCUGGGAUAUGUAGUCAAAUCUGUAUUAACUUGAAAGGAGGCUAUAAAUGUGAAUGUUAUAAUGGCUAUCAAAUGGAUCCAGCUAAUGGAGUCUGCAAGGCAAUAGGUAAAGAGCCUCAUUUAUUGUUCACUAAUCGCCGUGAUAUCAGAAGAAUAGGUUUGGAACACAAAGAGUAUACCCAAGUAGCUGAACAGCUGAGAAAUGUUAUUGCGCUGGACACUGAUUUUGCAGAACAGAGACUCUUCUGGGCUGAUGUGGGCCAGCGGGCAAUCUUCAGCACUUUAAUGGACCAGCCAAGCUCAUCUGGCUAUUACAGAAUUAUAAAUGAUGUGCAAAUCCCUGUGGGAAUUGCUGUGGACUGGAUUUACAAGAACCUCUACUGGACGGAUCUGGGUUUCAAAACUCUUUCUGUGGCAAACUUCAAUGGAACCAAAAAGAUAACACUAUUUGACACUGAUCUAAAGGAACCUGCUUCAAUAGCUGUUGAUCCACUUGCUGGAUUUGUCUAUUGGUCAGAUUGGGGUGAGCCAGCAAAGAUAGAGAAAGCGGGAAUGAAUGGUGUUGAUCGGCAGCUCUUGGUUACCAAAGAUAUUCAAUGGCCAAAUGGAAUUGCAAUUGAUCUUGUGAAAAAACGCCUCUAUUGGGUUGAUUCAAAAAUGCACACCUUGUCCAGUGUAGACCUAAGUGGACAAGACAGAAGGAGAGUGCUCUUGUCAACAGAAUUCCUUGCUCAUCCUUUUGCUGUUGCUGUAUUUGAAGACCGUGUAUUCUGGACUGAUGGAGAGAAUGAGGCUAUCUACGCAGCCAACAAGUUUACAGGAGUAGAUGUGGUCCUAUUGGCUUCAAACCUCAAUGAACCUCAGGACGUCAUAGUCUUUCAUGAACUUGUACAGCCUUCAGGGAAAAACUGGUGCAGUGGGCAACUGACGAAUGGAGGCUGUGAAUACAUGUGUCUGCCUGCUCCUCAAAUUAACAGCCACUCUCCAAAAUACACAUGCAUGUGUCCACCUGCAAUGGAGCUAGCACAAAAUGGCCGUCAAUGCAAGACGAGAACUGAAACUGCUGGAAAUGCUCGCUUUCAUCCUUCUGCAUCUCAGGCACUUUAUUCUCCCCAUGUAACAAUACCAACACUCUUGCCUGGCUCUAGAGGUAAAAAUGAAAGCAUUCCACUCCUAUUGAACCAGUUUGCAAAAGGAUCAACAGCUGUUUGGAUAAUCCUUCCAAUCUUGCUUCUGGCAAUAGCUGGUCUUGCUGGAUAUAUUGGACUGCGUAACUGGCAGAACAAGAACACCAAAAGUAUGAACUUUGAUAAUCCAGUCUACUUGAAAACAACUGAAGAUGACUUGAACAUUGACGUCAACAGACAAAGUCAAUCAGUUGGCCAUACAUAUCCUGCAAUUUCAAUUGUCAAGACAGAAGAUGAUACAACUUGAUCUUCAAGAUUUAUUUUAAUUCCUUCAAACAGCCGCCAGCUCGGUGACAUAGUGGUUUGCAAAUGUUUUCUACAUGUAAAUAUUUAUUUAAGGUAAAAUGUCAGAUUUUGGUACAAUUCCUCAAUCUUGAGGUAUAUAGAUUAACUAUGUAAGUACUGGCACAAGGCCAUGAAAACGCAGAUAAUCUAAAAUUGCUUGUAUAACUGUAAAUAAGUCAUUUGAAAGCUCUGUAAAUAACAAAUAUACAGUAACACUUUUUUUCAAAUGGUUGAAGGACAAGAUAAACACAACUGCCAGGAUUUGUAUGAAUUUUUGUGCCAAAUGUAAAUUUUUGACUGGAUUGUUUACAGAAUUACCCAUGUUUGGGGAAAGCAAUACUAAAUGCAAUAAAUUUCAUAAUUGCAUUUGA